CUCCAGCAACAAAGAAAAGUAGUCGGAGAAGGAGCGGCGACGCCGUGUCUCCCGCCCCUCCUCGCCUAGGAAGGCCGAAUACAGUCAUGGCCACCCAGGUAAUGGGGCAGUCUUCUGGAGGAGGAGGCCUGUUCACGGGCAGUGGCAACAUUGGCAUGGCCUUGCCUAACGACAUGUAUGACUUGCAUGACCUCUCCAAAGCUGAAUUGGCUGCGCCUCAGCUUAUCAUGUUGGCAAAUGUGGCCUUAACUGGGGAAGUAAGUGGCAGCUGCUGUGAUUACCUGGUUGGUGAAGAAAGACAGAUGGCAGAAUUGAUGCCUGUUGGAGAUAACAACUUUUCAGAUAGUGAUGGAGAAGGACUUGAGGAGUCCCCUGAAAUAAAAGGUGAACCCAGUGGACUGGAAAACAUGGAACUGGAAAGUUUGGAACUCAGUGUUGUAGAACCACAGCCUGUGUUUGAGGUCUCAGCUACUGCCCCAGAAAUUUACAGCUCCAGUAAAGAUCUUCCCCCUGAGACACCUGGAGCAGAGGACAAAUGCAAGAACUUGAAGAGCAAACCUUUUCGCUGUAAGCCAUGCCAGUAUGAAGCCGAAUCUGAAGAACAGUUUGUGCAUCACAUCAGAGUUCAUAGUGCCAAGAAAUUUUUUGUGGAAGAAAGUGCAGAGAAGCAAGCAAAAGCCAGAGAAUCUGGGUCUUCCACUGCAGAGGAGGGAGAUUUCUCCAAGGGCCCCAUUCGCUGUGACCGCUGUGGCUAUAAUACCAAUCGAUACGAUCACUAUACUGCUCACCUGAAACACCACACCAGAGCUGGGGAUAAUGAGCGAGUCUACAAGUGUAUCAUUUGCACAUACACCACAGUAAGCGAAUAUCACUGGAGGAAACACUUGAGAAACCAUUUUCCAAGGAAAGUAUACACAUGUGGAAAAUGCAACUAUUUUUCAGACAGAAAAAAUAAUUAUGUUCAACAUGUUCGAACUCAUACAGGGGAACGCCCAUAUAAAUGUGAACUUUGUCCUUACUCAAGUUCUCAGAAGACUCAUCUAACUAGACAUAUGCGUACUCAUUCAGGUGAGAAGCCAUUUAAAUGUGAUCAGUGCAGUUACGUGGCCUCUAAUCAACAUGAAGUAACCCGCCAUGCGAGACAGGUUCAUAAUGGGCCUAAACCUCUUAACUGUCCACAUUGUGACUACAAAACAGCAGAUAGAAGUAACUUCAAAAAACAUGUAGAGCUACAUGUUAAUCCACGGCAGUUCAAUUGCCCUGUAUGCGACUAUGCAGCUUCCAAGAAGUGUAAUCUGCAGUAUCACUUCAAAUCCAAGCAUCCUACUUGUCCUAAUAAAACAAUGGAUGUCUCAAAAGUGAAACUAAAGAAAACCAAAAAGCGAGAGGCUGACCUGCCUGAUAACAAUAUUACCAAUGAAAAAAAAGAAACAGAACAGACAAAAAUAAAGGGGGAUGUGGCUGGAAAGAAGAAUGAGAGGUCUGUAAAAGUGGAGAAAAAAGAUAAUGUUUCAAAAGAGAAAAAGUCUUGUAGUAAUGCUUCAACUCAAGUGACUACCAGAACUCGCAAAUCCGCAAUGGAAACUAAAGAAAUGGAUGUGCAUACAGGAAAUAAUUCAGAAACAACCUGUAAAACCAAGAAAAGCAAAAGGAGGAUGGAAGCUGAAGCCCAUUCCUUAAAAGAUCCUGUUAAUGAUGAGGAACCUAUGACAAAAAAGAAAAAGAAGGCAGAAAGCAAAUCCAAAAAUAGUCAGGAAGUGCCAAAAGCUGAUAGCAAAGUAGAGGAGACUAAAAAGCAAAAUACUUGCACGAAAAAAAGUACAAAGAAGAAAAGUCUGAAAAAUAAGUCAAGUAAAAAAGGCAGCAAGCCUGCUCAAAAGGAGCCUGCUCAGAAGGGGCCUGUUCAGAUGGAGCCUUCUCCUCCCAGGGGGCCUGGUCAAAUGGAGUCUUCUCCUUCCAAGGGGCCUUCUCAGAUGGAGCCCUCUCCUUCCAAGGGGCCUUCUCAGAUGGAGCCCUCUCCUUCCAAGGGGCCUUCUCAGAUGGAGCCCUCUCCUUCCAAGGGGCCUUCUCAGAUGGAGCCUUCCCCUUCCAAGGGGCCUUCUCAUUUGGAGCCUUCUCCCAGGGGGCCUGCUCAGAUGGAGCCACCCCCUCCACCUCCUCCCAUGGGGCCCGCUCAGCUGGAGGUUGAUCAGAUGGAGCCUCCUCCUCCCACAGAGCCUCCUCUUCACAUGGAACCAAGUCCCAAAAAGUCUCCUCGAAAAGAUAAAAAGGAAAAGUCCAACACGCAGAGUGAAAUGGCAUGGAAGGAGCAAGUCCUUAUUGAAGUUGGCUUAGUGCCUGUCAAAGAUAGCCAACUUCUGAAGGAAAGUGCAGGUGCACAGGAUCUCUCACCACCAUCAACACCACCGCCAAAGGAAAACUUAAAAGAAGAGGAGUCAAAAGACCAAAAAUUAUUCACUGAAGGCGAAGGAAGCAAAGAAGGCCCUCUUCAAAAAGUAGAAGAGGCAGAGAAGAGUCUAGCUGGUCUUGCUGCUAUUAUCAAGGAAUCUGCCAAUAUUUCAUCCUCUGAACAAAACUUGACUAUGCCAGAGGGUGAAAUUUUAGAUGUUAAGUGUCAGGCUGACACUGUGCUUUGUGAAAUGGAAAUGGACACUGAUGAGAACAAAACAGAGAAUCCCCCUGGCAAAGACCCAGCAGUUGAAGAACCAGUUUCACCAGUGCUCCUUCCCCUACCAAUAGAAAACCACGAAGCAGUGUCCAAAACUGCUGUGACAUCACCUCCUGUCAUUGUAGCAGUAAAUGAGUCUCAGGAAAUGGAUGAAGAUGAAGGCAUCCACAGUCAUGAUGGAAGUGAUCUAAGUGACAACAUGUCAGAGGGUAGUGAUGACUCUGGAUUGAAUGGGGCCCGGCCAGUUCCACAAGAAACCAACAGGAAAAAUGCAAAGGAAGCCUUGGCAGUCAAAGUGGCUGAGGGAGAUUUUGUUUGUAUCUUCUGUGAUCGCUCUUUUAGAAAGGAAAAAGAUUACAGCAAGCACCUCAAUCGCCAUUUGGUUAAUGUAUACUUCCUUGAAAAAGCAGCUAAAGGGCAGGAGUAAUUAAACUUAGGAUAAGGCUUCAGUUCUUAGUUUAUAAGAUCUAUUACAUUUAAUAUUCAUUUAUAGUUGUAGACAACCUUUUAUUUUUUAAAUUGCUUUAAUUAGUGUCCGAUGUUGAUUUUUAAGUGGCACUCUUUUCCUUAGGUCUCUAUACCUAUUGAUGGAUAAAUUUUAGCAAAUCCAAGGAAGUUAGUGUACUGAACCAGCAGACACCUAAAUCUGUUAGCUUAUACAUUUAAUUGAAAUGAGAAGGCCAAGGUGGUAUUGUAGCAUUCUGUUGCUUUGUCUGGCUGUAACUUGUCACUUUUCUUGCCAUGUCUGUCUUCUUGUUUCACAUUAGUUUUUUUCUUAGUUCUUUGUUUAGUUCUAUAAAAAUUGGCAUACUUAAAUAGCAAAUUACUUGAAGAAUUUGCCUGCUUUAUAUAAAGUUAGCACUUUAAAAUUUUUUUAGAGAUGAGAAGAGACAUUUAAAUUGAAGAAAAAUUCUCCCAACAGUGGACAUUGUAUCAGUCCAGGUAUUUACUUCCUGAGUUUUGAUCAAUAUUUCUUAUUUGUUUAUGUUAAUCGUCAUUAUGAUUUUGGUGUGGUUUUUUUUGUUUUGUUUUUUCGUGGUUUUUUUUGGUGCUUUAAUGGCUUAA
Molecule: messenger RNA, 3733 nt
Organism: Neomonachus schauinslandi (Hawaiian monk seal)
Lineage: Eukaryota; Metazoa; Chordata; Mammalia; Carnivora; Phocidae
Gene: REST
Product: RE1 silencing transcription factor
Biological process (GO): regulation of gene expression
Cellular component (GO): nucleus
Source: RefSeq, a predicted model, not a curated record